Durusdinium trenchii is the source of this 4026-nucleotide messenger RNA. NCBI's taxonomy places the organism in Eukaryota, Dinophyceae, Suessiales, Symbiodiniaceae. The record is from the annotation of a GenBank genome assembly.
UUUUGGCUGCAAACAGUGCUGCAGGGUCUGAAUGGAUCGGUAACCAUUUGGUCGAGGUGGUGCAGCGUGGCACCAAAGGUGGCGAUGAACUUGUCCAGCGUUUCCCAACUGCUGGAAGAUAUGGAAAAUUGGGACAAGGACAAACGCUUCAUGGCGGCCUCCGACUUGACACAAGAGGUCACAAUGUCCAACCAGGUCCUGGACGUUCAUCUUCAGAAACGAGUGUGCCAGUCUUUCGUAAAGCAGCUGGAGGAUCAGAGCAUUGACGUCCAGGGCAACGCGGUGAAAUGUUUGGCCAAGAUCGUUUGCAAAUUCCAAGAGCAACAGAUCGGCGAGGUGCUAGCCAAGCUGAGCCAGCAAGUUCUUGAUGGCAAAGCAGAGGUCCGAGAUAUCUAUGCAACUUGCCUGAAGGGUCUCCUGACAGAGUUGCCUGCCUCUUGCAGUGCGCUGGCUUGCCAGAAUGUCUUGCCCAAGAUGCUGCAUGGCAUCACAUCAAUUCCUUCACUAGAGGUGAAGGAAGAGUGCACCGAUGUUUUUCAUGAUUUUCUCAAGCGAUUCGGCGACAACCGAAUUAUGCAGUGGUCUGACCAGGACAACAUGGCGACCUCAUUGCUGAACUUGCUAAAGCCCAAGCAGCACAAAACCUCUCUUCGGAAGAAGGUCAUCGCCUGCAUUGGAGCAUUGUCGUCAGUUCUGGCUGACCGCCAGCUGGAUACCCUCAUGAGGACAUUAUUGGGGGACGUUCGCUCUGCAGGAACCAAAGCAGACAAACAGAAGUAUAUUCAAUGCAUUAGCACGGUGAGUCGGAAUGUAGGUUUCAGAAUUGGGCAGCAUUUGAAGGAAAUUGCACCUCUGCUGUUGCAAAUAGUCAACCAGGCAACUCAGGAGGAUGUCUCCAUGGACGGCGACAAUGAAAAGGAUCACGAGGUGGUUGAGAAUUGCUUGAAUGCCUUCGAGUGCUUCGUCUUGCGCAGUUCCAAGGAGAUGACUCCUCAUUUGGAUGAACUCUGUGGAGUGAUCCUGAAUCUCAUCUCCUACGACCCAAACUUCUACGAUUCGGGCGAUGCUCAGGACGCCGUCAUGGAGGAGUUUGAAGAGUUUGAUGAGGAUGGCCUGGUGGAUUCUGAUGAUGAUGACAAUUCGUGGAAGGUCCGAAGAGCUGCUCUAAAGGUGCUCGAGGCUAUGGUGAAGGGUUUGCCGGACAGGUUGGAUGAAAUCUACGCCAAGUUUGCGCAGCCGCUGAUCAAUCGCUUCAACGAGCGUGAGGAAAGUGUGAAACUUGAUGUCUUCACAACUUUCGGAGAAAUGGCGCAAGCUGCUGUGGUGAAGACGCAGCCCUUCUUAGUGGCAUCUGCGGGAGCUGCCUCUGCGCAUUCUUCUUCAUCCUCCUUUAUUUUGGAGGUCGAGCGGCCUGCCCCCCCGAAGGAAAGACCAAAUGCCCAUCAUUUGAUUGCGGUGAUGCCUUCAUACAUAUCUCAGCUGAACAAGCAGAUGCGUUCCAAGGCGGCGAAGACCCGACAGGGUGCUCUUGCGCUUCUGCGAACACUGUCUGAAUGCAUACCACAGCAUGUGGAACCAAAUUUCCCGCAGGUGAAAGACGAGCUGAUUCGGGCCAUGAAGGAAUCAAAUUCCUCCAUGCGGCUUGACAGUUUGAUCCUUGUCAGGCACUUAGCUGAGAAUUUUCUGACAGCCGCCAUGUUCCAACAGUUAGCCGCGGAGCUUUGCCCGUUGUUUCUAUCCUGUUGUUCGGAUACCUACUACAAGUCCAUCGCGCAGGCGCUUCGAGCUAUAGGGGCCUAUGUCUACACUUUGAGACCGGUUCCCGAGCAAACAAGCGCAGAGCUCAAAGAGAUGCUGCCGGUCUUCGAGGUUCUCAAAGCAAAACUUCUUGCGACUGACAUCGACCAAGAGGUCAAAGAGAGUGCUUUAGAGUGCCUCGGGCAUUUGGUGGCCUGCACUGGGGACCUUCCUGAGUUUCAGCCGAUGAUUCAAGACUGUUUGCCUGCUUUUGUGGAGCGCAUCAAGAAUGAGGUCACGAGAUCAACCGCCAUUAAGGCAUUAAGAACAAUUUGCAUGUCGAAGGUUCAAAUUGUUGCGAUAAGCUCUAUUCUUCCAGCAGUUGGGAGCAACCUGUCACAAUAUUUGAGCCAGAAUAGCCGAUCCUUCAGGCAACAGUGCUUGGAUGCACUUGUGCACCUCAUAAGAAAGUAUGGAAGUAGCGUCCCCACUGACACCACAAUGCAGAUUCUAGGCGACAUGGUGGCCUUCAUCACAGAUACAGAUUUAUACAUUACAGAUCUUUGUGUCCAGAUAGCCCUUCAGGUGCUGAUCACUUCUCCUCGGAUGGCAGCCGCUGUUAUUGAACGAUGCGUACCAGCAGUGCUGUCUGUUUGCCGUUCUCCUUUACUUCAAGGAAGUGCAUUGGACUCGAUCCUGAACUUCUUGUCUCGAGUGGCUCAGCACCGGGAACAUUGUCCCUUCGAGAAGCUGCGGCAGGAGCUCAGCAACACAUCAGUCAUUUCUUCGGCUCAGGCUCAGGCCCAGCGCCACGUCAUCGGUACUUUGGCCAAAGGUCUAGCUGCUGUGACUUCGUCUUCGGCGCCAGAUGUUCAGAAGGCGGCUGUUCAGCACUUCUUGGAAAGUGUUCGGAAGACUGCGGGAAAUCAAUCACCCGACGUGAUACACCAAUGUGAGCUCUCCCUGCUUGCUCUUGGCGAAACCGGAAAGUACACUGACCUAUCCAGUGUUCCCGGAUUCUGCGAAGUGAUUUUGCAGCAGCUUGAAAGCCAGCAGGACGAGAUUCGACUGGCAGCUGCCCUUGCAUUGGGAUAUGCCACUGUGGGAGCAAUGGGUACAUUGCUCAAAGCGGUUAUCGACAAUGUUCAACAGGCUGGCACUGAGGCUCCAGGGCAGAAGAAACAGUAUUUGCUCCUCACCUCUCUCAGAGAAGUCAUAGCCAUUGGCGUAGCAGAAAGGCACGGGUCCCGUUCAUUGGCGGAGCACCUGAAGCCACAUGUGAGUCGGGUUCUGCCGAUUCUGCAGCAGUAUGCGGAUUCACAGGAGGAGAGCAUGCGAAAUGUCGUGUCCGAGUCGCUGGGGCACCUUCUUGCUGUCGAUCAGGAAGCAGUGCUACAAGCAUUGGGAGCCUUACUGUCGAAAGAUAGGGAAAGCUGGCGAAUGAGAGCUGCAGCAGUUGCAUCGGUGCGAUUUGCUGCAGCGAAACACUGCCAGGCAUCAACUGUUCUGCCUCUGAAGGAAGCGUUGUUGACUUGCUUGGGAGAUGAAGAGCUUCAGGUUCGUAAAGCUGCACUUCACUCUGUCAACGUGGUUUGCGUUUCGCCAAGUUGCUCGGAAAUUUUGCAGGACAGCACCGACUUGAUCCUGGAGCGCAUUAAGGAGGAUUCCAAGCAAAGGCCAGAGCUGAUUCGAGAGGUUGACCUGGGCCCCUUCAAACACAAGGUCGAUGACGGCCUACCAUUGCGAAAGUUCGCAUACACAGUCUGUUGCUCACUGUUGGCAGCAUAUCCGGAGCAAGUAGCAUCUCCAACAAUCAUCGACCUUGUUCUCCAAGGGAUGGGCGACAAUGAAGACAUUCAGGUGAUUUGUUGUCAGUUACUGCAAGACCUGUGCUCUUGGAAUUUUGCAUUGUUCCGAAUUAUGGGCCGUGUGGGUGAUUUGGUCGAGCCGUUCGACCGUUGCAUCAUGAGAUGGAUCAAGCAGGUGCAGGCCAAGCAGCAAGUUGGUCGUGCAAUGGAUAUGUUGAGAUUAUACGCAAGGACUUUGAAGGUUGUUGAGCCGAUAGCCGAAGCCAACCAGCACAAGGUAUUUGUGGACUUCAUGGGCAGAAUCAUGAAGGACCCCGCCUUUGCUCAAGUCUAUGAGCAAGCCACAGCGGGCAAAGACUCCUUGUGAGCCCAAGAGGUAUUGACCCUCCUGUAGAUAGCGGAUCGGCCUAGGUGUCGAUUCUGUGUGCACUAAUUAUGGGCACACAAACUGAAUCCAAUCCAAGACGACUCACUUCCUCGC